UCGCAAUUACAAUACCUACUCCCUAGAACGAGAAAUAAAUUUUUAUCUUUAUGAAUUUUAAACCUACCUUUUUUCUAAAAUGAGUUCUCUGUUCUCACAAAAAUAACCCGAGUGCAAAAUAAUGUAAGAAAAAUUCGUAACCUUCUGCUGUCCCCUAACAAAAUAUAUUGAAAAUGACGACCAAGGAGCUAUACACCAAGGAUGCGCGGAUCUGGGUGGAGCACCCGGUGGAGGUGUGGGAGAGUGCCACCGUCACCAGCGAUUAUCGCUCCGGAGUCCUCAUUGUCAAACUCGACCGAAGUGGCGAAAUACGUCAAAUUAAAAUCACAGAUGAGAGUCAGAUGCCCCCGCUGCGGAACCCGUCGCUUCUCAUCGGCCAGAACGACCUCACGUCUCUAUCCUAUCUCCACGAACCUGCUGUAUUACACAACCUGAGAGUAAGAUUUUGUGACCGCAAUGCCAUCUACACGUACUGUGGUAUUGUGCUGGUUGCCAUCAACCCUUACUACGACUUGCCGAUAUACGGCGACGAGACAAUCAUGGCGUACCGAGGACAGUCCAUGGGAGAUUUAGAUCCGCACAUCUUCGCCGUCUCGGAGGAGGCCUACACUAAGCUCGAACGAGAAGGACGAGAUCAGAGUAUUAUAGUGAGUGGCGAGUCCGGUGCGGGUAAGACUGUAUCGGCCAAGUACGCGAUGCGAUACUUCGCCGCGGUGGGGGGAAACGCCAGCGAGACGCAGGUCGAACGGAAGGUGUUAGCCAGCAGUCCUAUUAUGGAGGCCAUAGGCAACGCGAAGACGACGCGCAACGACAACUCAUCACGUUUCGGCAAGUUCAUAGAGAUCCACUUCGACCAUCAGUACCGGAUAUCCGGGGCCAGUAUGCGCACCUACCUGCUGGAGAAGUCCAGGGUGGUCUACCAGAGUGCCGGCGAGAGGAACUACCACGUCUUCUACCAGCUCUGCGCCGCCGCGCAUAUGAUGCCCGAGCUUAAGUUAGAUCAUCAGGACUCCUUCCACUAUCUGAACCAGGGCGGCAGUCCAGAUAUAGACGGCGUCGAUGAUCUUAAAGCAUUCCACGAGACCAAGAACGCUCUCACAACAUUAGGAGUGUCAGAGAUAGAGCAGCAGAACAUGUUGACGGUGCUGGCGGCGAUCCUGCACCUCGGUAACGUCGACCUCACCACAGACCCGGACGACCACACGGGGAACAACGACGGCGCAUACAUUGAUAGUCAAGAUAGACACCUGACGAUCAUAUGCGCACUGCUUGGAAUAUCGCGGCCCGAACUAUCACGAUGGCUGACGCACCGCCGGAUUGCGUCUGCGCACGAGGUGAUAGUAUCCCGCAUGGACGUGCAGCGCGCGGCGUUCGGCCGCGACGCGCUCGCCAAGCGGCUGUACGGCGAACUGUUCUCGUGGCUCGUGCAGGCUGUUAACAGAGCCUUGGAUACGGGACACGCUAAGUCACAUUUCAUUGGCGUGCUGGAUAUAUACGGGUUUGAGACGUUUGAGAUCAACUCGUUCGAGCAGUUCUGCAUCAACUACGCCAACGAGAAGCUGCAGCAGCAGUUUAACUCGCACGUCUUUAAGCUAGAGCAGGACGAGUAUAUCAAGGAGGAAAUAUCGUGGAAAAUGAUUGAUUUCUACGACAACCAGCCGUGUAUUGAUCUCAUAGAGGAUCGGUUAGGUGUGCUAGCUCUACUGGACGAGGAAUGCAGGGUACCGCAGGGCUCCGACAGAGGGUUCGUCACGAAGCUACAUCAGAAGUGUUCGCAGUACCCACACUUCCUCAAACCGAGGUUUGGUGAUGCCGCAUUCAUAAUAAAACACUUCGCUGACAACGUGGAGUACCAAUGUGGCGGGUUCCUCGAGAAGAACCGUGAUACAGUGUUGGAGGAGCAGCUUGAGUGCGUGCGACAGUCUACAGUGCGGCUCGUAAGGGUUAUGUUGGCGGACGCGAGCGCGGACGCAACUGCGGGCACGCACGCCACGUUGCCGCCACCGUCGCGUCGCCGUACCACGCCAUCUGUGCCCGUCGCUAGUCUUACGCAACCGCCCCGCCGAGCGUCCGGUCAGAAGCAGACGGUCGGCGCUCAGUUCCGCCAAUCGCUAUCGGCGCUGAUGUGCACGCUGUCGGCGACCACGCCGCACUACGUCCGCUGCAUCAAGCCCAACGACACUAAACAGGCGUUCCAGUUCGAUGCUGCUCGCGCCGUCAAUCAGCUGCGAGCGUGCGGUGUGUUGGAAACCAUUCGUAUAUCAUCAGCAGGAUUUCCGUCAAGAUGGCUGUAUCAAGAUUUCUUCAGCAGGUACCGACUUCUUUGCCUCUUCAAGGAGAUAGACCGGGCGGACAUAAAGGCGACUUGCUCCAGAAUACUCAAUCGACACAUCAAAGAGCCGGACAAAUAUCAGUUCGGUGCGACGAAGAUAUUUUUCAGAGCUGGACAGGUUGCGUACCUAGAGAAAAUCCGUGCGGACGUCCAGCGUCUGUAUUGCGUGCGCGUUCAGAGCUGCGUGCGCGGGUUUCUCGCGCGCCGCCGCUACCGCCGCCUGGUGGCCGCGCUGCACGGGAUACAGGCGCGCGCGAGAGCUUUCCUCGUCCGCAGGAAAGUGCAAGAGAUCCGUCGCAACCGUGCCGCGGUUAAGAUCCAAAAGAACGUGCGCGGCUGGCUCGCGCGGACCAAGUAUCAGCGACUGCGGCGACUGGCGAUCGGCCUACAGGCGCACGCGAGAGGGUACCUCGCACGGAAACUGUACAAGGAUAAAAGGAUGCUCAAAGCGACGAUCACAAUACAACGAUACGCGCGUGGCUACCUUGCCAGGAAGAAAGCGAAGAAGAUGAGACGCCAGAUAAUUAUUGCGCAAUCUGCAAUUCGUCGUUUCCUCGCCCGUCGUCUCUACAAGCGCCUGCGCAUCGAAGCCCGCAGUCUUGAUCAUGUGAAGAGCCUCAACAAGGGUCUGGAGAACAAGAUCAUCAGCCUGCAGCAGCGGCUUGGAGACGCGCUAGAGAAGGCCAGGGGUGUUGAACCAUUGCAGGCGCAGAUUGUUGAGCUCAGGGCGAAACUGGAAAUGCACAAAGCGGUAGAAAUAGAGGCUAAGGCGCUCAAGGAGAGCAUAAACAGCAAAGAGAACCUCCUCACUAAACUACAAGCGGAACUGGCGGAGGAGAAAGAGAAGAAUAAGAGAGUGUUAACGGAGAAGAAAGAAUUGGAAGAGAAGUAUAAACGAGACAAGGAGGCGCUGGCUUCCGAGAGCGAGAAGUUAGCGAACGAACUGAGAAGCAAUAAGGAGCAUUAUGAACUGGCUUUGGAAGAAAGGGACAAACAGCACGAAGCAGAGAAGAAGGCGUUAUGUCUAGAACUAGAGGCGGAGAGACAGAGCCGACAGAAACUGCUCUCUUCGCAGUACGAGCUGCAGGAACGACUUGAUACUAUACAAAGAGCUCCUGCACCAAAAGAACAUCGACGCUCCCUGUCCGAUGCUAGCACAAACUCACAACAAGAGAACACUGUUGAAGAUGACUUCGGGUAUGGAUCCGUCCGUUCUGUGGAGACUACGAGGCCCGCGCUAGAGGCAGUCAACUGGUCCGCCGGCACACACAAUGGACCGACACCGAUGGCGGACGCUGGUCUGGUGCUACGUAUGCAGAACAGAAUCUCCGUGUUGCAGGGAGAGCUCUCCAGAACUGCUAAGAGAGCCGCCGAUCUCGAAGAUAGACUUACAAACCGUCUGAUGUCACCGCCGUCGAAUCCCGACACGGACAGGUUCAAGGUGGAGGAGCUGGAGAUUGAGAACAAGAAGCUCCGAGAGCAUCUGAACAGGCUGCGGGCGGCCGGCGAUGGCAACCAGGUCUCUAAAGAGAUUCUAGACACGUUGAGCGCUAUGCAGAAGGAGUUGGACAGGCGGCGCGAUGAAUGUAUACAGCUGAAGAGCGUUCUCACACAUCAGCAGAAACCAUGGUUCCAAGCAUUGAAAAGUGUUACGGUGAAUCUGAAGUCGCUUGCGUCCAACUACGGCUCUGACGUGGACAUCAUCAACGAAGAUGGCGAGCUGGCUACCGCGUAUGAAGCCCAGAAGGGAAUCAACAGAGCACUACAAGAAGAACUGGUUAACGAGAAGAAAUAUUUCGCGGAGCACCUCGCAUCCGCCAAGGCGGAGAUUGAGAAGCUGAAAGAAGACAAUGAGAAGUAUCAGAAGUUAUUGAGCGUAGAUCUCAGCCAAGAGCCCAAGAACAAGAGUCAGGAGUACGCACAAAAUGAGAUCAUACGACUGGCCUCCGAGAGCCUUGCUAUUCAGGAGCGCGUGGACAAGCUGUCGGAGAGCUGCCGGCGGUACAAGAACCAGAUCCGACUGCUCGUGUGCAAGCUGAAGGAAGCGGGCAUUGAUGACGUCACAGACAUACUCGAGGGAAAUGAUACGAUAAUAUCUCAAAACAUCUCGACGGUGGAUCUGGCGCCGGUGAUGAGAAAGAAAGAGAGAGAGUAUCUCGGCAUGUUCGAGUACAAGCUGCAGGACGAGGGCGUCAUCAUCAAGAAGUUGAUCACUGACCUGAAGCCUCGCACGGCUAUCACCCUACUGCCCGGUCUUCCGGCUUACAUCCUGUUCAUGAUGCUGCGGCACACGGACCACGUGGACGACGAGCCCAAGAUGCACCACCUCAUGAAGGCCAUCCGACUCGCUGUCAAGAAAACGCUGAAGAAGAGAGUUGACAGUGUGGAGUAUAGCGCCAUGUGGCUCUCUAAUAUGUUAAGGCUACUAAACAACCUGCGUCAGUACAGCGGCGACGCGAUCUACCAGGCGGCCAACACGCCGCGCCAGAACCAGCAGAGCCUGCGGAUAUUCGACCUCUCCGAGUACCGACAGCUGCUCAGCGACAUCGCGAUAUGGAUCUACCAAGGUCUAAUAAACCUCCUGGAGCACCAGCUCGAGCGGCUCAUCGUGGCGGCCAUUUUGGAGUACGAGGAGAUCAGUGGGCUGUCCGGUCCGCGCGCGCCCGCGCCGCAGCCCUCCGCCGGCCCCGCGCGCCUCAAACACGAGCUCGCGGCCGCGCACGAGCAGUUGAGGCUGCACGCUGUCGACCCACCGCUCCGGGUCAUGAUAUUCAAGCAGUUAUUCUACUACAUCUGCGCGUACAGUCUCAACCACCUGCUACUACGUAAGGACCUGUGCUGCUGGGCGAAGGGUCUACAGAUACGAUACAACAUUUCACAUUUGGAGACGUGGAUCAAGGAACAUCUGGCAGAGUACGGACAGACAAGUGUGGAGGAGACGCUAGGUGUGCUGAAACCGAUAACGCAGGCGGUGCACCUGCUGCAGGCGCGUAAGUCGAUGGCCGACGUCGCCAGCACAGUCGACAUGUGCGCCGAUCUGUCCGCCAUGCAAGUGUGCAAGAUACUGAACAUGUACACGCCGGCAGAGGAGUACGAGGUGAAGGUGACGCGGGAGUUCAUACACGAGAUACAGAAGCUGAUGCACGAGCGCGCCGGACCCAACGCCAGCAAGGAGCCCCAAAACCUGCUGAUGGACACGAAGAUGAUCUACUCGGUGCAGUUCCAGUACAGCCCCUCCGCCAUCCGCCUGGAGGACAUCGAGGUGCCAGAAGUUCUGGAACUGGACGGACUACUCACCAAGAUAUAAACAUUCUCUUUCAAGAUGGACCUGUGGGAGCACCAAAACGUUCAAGAUGAUAUUCACCAAGGUUUACUUCAAAGUUAUUUAAAAACUUCAAAAUUCCAAUGGUAUUUAUUUAGUGAAGUUGAAAUAUCCAAUUGCCAUAAUAUAUCAACGAAUUAUUUUAGCUUAAUAUAUUUUGUACUUAAGCAUUCCUAUUUUUAUUAAGUGUGUAACACUAAGUUUUUAUAGUUUAAUCGAUAACGAGUAUACAAUAAUGUUAUUUUUAUUUAUUAUGAUA
This is a messenger RNA of Aricia agestis (brown argus), 5913 nucleotides long. RefSeq names its product unconventional myosin-Va (gene didum). Bases 174 to 5639 code for a protein of 1821 amino acids. The transcript has 42 exons. The record is from RefSeq and is a predicted model, not a curated record. Gene Ontology annotation, molecular function: ATP binding; actin filament binding; microfilament motor activity. Lineage: Eukaryota; Metazoa; Arthropoda; Insecta; Lepidoptera; Lycaenidae. Gene Ontology annotation, biological process: vesicle transport along actin filament; actin filament organization. Gene Ontology annotation, cellular component: myosin complex; cytoplasm; actin cytoskeleton.